GACUCAGAUAAUUAUAAUUAUUAUAUUAUGUAUAUUUACGAAUUAACAGGAAACGGCUCAGCAGUGUUAACUCUUAUCUAAUCAGUUUUUGCUUCAAAUCUAUCCGUCAUAACAAUAUUUAAAUCUACGCAGAGUUUCGAAAUUUACUUCAGUAUAAAUACUUAUAUUCGCUCUGGCAGACAACAUUAAUUUCGUACACGGGUAGAGAAACAAGUGUCCGUUGACAUUUAAUAAUAUUCGAAAUCGUGCUCUUCUUAAUAAUCUAUUUUAUUAAUUAAUUUUUUCGUUUUAACAUAUAAGGUGACCGAAGAGUUGAAAGUUCAUGAAGCACUUAAACAGUUGACGUAUUUUGUGAACAAUUAUCUACUUUUAAAUAGCGCCUUAUUCAUUCGAGUGUUCGUGAAUUCUCCGAAAGCUAUAAAGAAAUAUAAAGAAAACUCAAGAAAUGAUUACCACGAUUUUAUUGCUAAUACUUCUCGCGAUCUGUUUUCAUUACUACCUGCUGCAUUUCGGUAAAUAUGGGAGGGUAAUUAACUUGAUACCUGGCCCACAGCCUCUGCCCAUUUUUGGAGACCUUCUAGAUUUUUGCAUUUCACCAUCUAAGUUAUGGGAGCAUUUAAGGAAACUGAACAAGCAGUACUAUCCCAUAUUCAAGUUCUGGAACGGUUGGGAAGCUUACAUAAAUAUUCGCCAUCCGGACGACAUCGAGACAGUCAUAGGACAACCUAGAUUCAUUCAGAAGAGUAAUGCUGUAUAUGGACUAAUGUUACCAUGGUUAAGCACCGGACUUCUUACCAGUGCAGGUCGCAAGUGGCAGACUCGCAGGAAGAUACUAACACCUGCCUUUCAUUUCAAUAUGCUUCGGGAAUUUACGGACGUUUUCAUCCAAGAAGGGGAACGGUUGGUCGGAAAACUAAAGAGCGAAGGAAGGCCUGUUGUUAAAGAUCUGAAGAUGUUGAUCAGCGAGCACACUUUGAAUAUUAUUUGUGAAACUGCAAUGGGGACGUCUCUUAUUGAUAAAGGAGACUUUCAAUAUAAAUAUCGCAAAGCCGUGCACAAAGUGGGAAUCACUAUAAUGCAUAGAUUAUUUAGACCAUGGUUGUACAUCGACUUUGUCUUCUUCCUUACUCCUGUAGGGAUGCUACAGUCUAGACUACUGAAAAUAUUACAUGGCUUUACGAAACAGAUCAUUAAAGAACGAAAGGAGUACCACGAGAAGACCAACGGUCGCUAUCUAGCUGAUUUCGACGGCAAUGCGAACGAAGAGACUGAUGAGAUGACAUGCAUUCGCAAAAAAAGGCUUGCCAUGCUCGAUUUACUUUUAUCGGCUCAUCGACACAAUCUAAUAGACGACGAAGGCAUUAGAGAAGAAGUCGACACGUUUAUGUUCAAGGGACACGAUACCACGGCUGCAUCCUUAUGUUUCACUAUAAUGCUUUUGGCUGAACACCCACAGAUUCAGGGUCGAGCCAGAGCUGAGGUGAAAGAGAUAAUGGAAUCGUGCAACGGAAAGCUAGGUAUGACUGAGCUUCAAAAAUUAACGUAUCUCGAAAUGUGCAUCAAGGAGUCGCUAAGACUUUAUCCAAGUGUGCCUUUGAUAUCCCGUGCUCCAGAGGAGGACGUGACGUUAAGUAAUUAUCUAGUACCUGCCCACACUGUAGUGAAUGUGUACAUAUACGAUAGUCAUAGAAACCCGAAAUUCUGGCCAAAUCCAGAUGUCUUUGAUCCGGAACGGUUCACGCCUGAAAAUUGUCAUGGACGACACCCGUACUCGUACAUACCUUUCAGCGCCGGUCCAAGGAAUUGUAUCGGGCAAAAAUUCGCCAUGUUGGAACUGAAAGCAACCAUGGCAUACCUCUUGUUUAAUUUCAUUUUCGAGCCUGUAGAUUAUCUUAAAGACGUCAUUUUUGUACAAGAUCUUAUUCUACAAACGGAACAUUCUCUUCGAACUAAGUUCGUUCCGCUGCAGGUCGCUAGUUGAUAAACGACACGAGAUGAGCAAUUAGUACAGGAUUCGGAUUUAUUUGUAGGAAGCACGAUAAAGGAAGUGAGCUAAGUUAACGAUCAUUCUUAACGGAUGAAAUAGGAAAACAAUGUACACAUACAGAAUUUACAUUCCCAGUCGUCGAAAGUUCGCUACAUAUAAUGUUGAUCUUUUAGUGAAAGAUGAAUUAAAAAUAAAAAUGAUAUACACUUAA
This is a messenger RNA of Ceratina calcarata, 2198 nucleotides long. Its product is annotated as cytochrome P450 4C1-like. The record is from RefSeq and is a predicted model, not a curated record. NCBI's taxonomy places the organism in Eukaryota, Metazoa, Arthropoda, Insecta, Hymenoptera, Apidae. The transcript is spliced from 12 exons. Gene Ontology annotation, molecular function: iron ion binding; oxidoreductase activity, acting on paired donors, with incorporation or reduction of molecular oxygen; monooxygenase activity. Bases 446 to 1981 code for a protein of 511 amino acids.